AUGCCAGAAAAGGUAAUCGACAUCUCUGCUCUGUAUCCUGAAAAAGUCGAAGUAAAAGAAUGCCAUGGAAGAAAUGAGGAAGUCAAUCGAGACGAUUUGCUAAAUGUAGAUGAUAAGAAUUGGAAUACUAUUGUAUGCAGAAGAUGUGGCUCAGUGAUAUUCCCAGAGGAUCGUGUAAAGUAUGUGGAAGACUACACAACAGAAAUGCCUGAAAUGACCCCUGAUGGCAAGGGAGGGCCAGUAAAGGAAAAAGUCUCUUGGUGGUGGCAUACAAAAAAUGAUAAAGAUUUCGAUACAAUUGGAUUCUUUUUCGAUAUCAUCGAUCAGAAGCAGACCUUGCUCUGCGGUGAUUGCGAAUUCGGGCCAUUAGGAUUGCGAACAAUGGAUGACAAAGAGUUUUGGGUGGCUGUCGAACGAGUUCGCUAUGUAGAUAAGCCAAGGAAAGAUCCAAAAGCAAGACCAAAGAAAGCCAAGAAGCAGAAGACUUGA
Messenger RNA from Cylicocyclus nassatus, 489 nucleotides. NCBI's taxonomy places the organism in Eukaryota, Metazoa, Nematoda, Chromadorea, Rhabditida, Strongylidae. The record is from the annotation of a GenBank genome assembly.